GCCCAUUUUUGUCUCACCUGCAUAGCAGAGUGAGACUAUAGGCGCCGCUUUUCCGACGGCGGCGUCAACACCAAAUCUUAACCUGAGGUUAAGUUUUUGAAAUGACAGCAUAACUUAGAAAGUAUAUGGACCUAGUUCAUGAAACUUGGCCAUAAGGUUAAUCAAGUAUUACUGAACAUCCUGCCUGAGUUUCAUGUCACAUGACCAAGGUCAAAGGUCAUUUAGGGUCAAUGAACUUAGACCAUGUUGGGGGAAUCAACAUCAAAAUCUUAACCUAAGGUUAAGUUUUUGAAAUGUCAUCAUAACUUAGAAAAUAUAUGGACCUAGUUCAUGAAACUUAUACAUAAGGUUAAUCAAGUAUCACUGAACAUCCUGCAUGAGUUUCACAUCACAUGACCAAGGUCAAAGGUCAUUUAGGGUCAAUGAACUUUGGCCGAAUUGGGGGUAUCUGUUGAAUUACCAUCAUAACUUUGAAAGUUUAUGGAUCUGAUUCAUGAAACUUGGACAUAAUAGUAAUCAAGUAUUACUGAACAUCCUGUGCAAGUUUCAGGUCACAUGAUCAAGGUCAAAGGUCAUUUAGGGUCAAUGAACUUUGGCCAAAUUGGGGUAUUUGUUGAAUUACAGCCAUAAAUUUGAAAGUGUGUUGGUCUAGUUCAUAAAACUUGGACAUAAUAGUAAUCAAGUAUCACUGAACAUCCUGUGCGAGUUUCAGGUCACAUGAUCAAGGUCAAAGGUCAUGUAAGGUCAAAGAACUUUGGCCACGUUGGGGGUAUUUGUUGAAUUGCCAUCAUAUCUCUAUAAGUGUAUUGGUCUAGUUCAUAAAACGUGGAAAUAAGAGUAACCAAGUAUCACUGAACAUCUUGUGCGAGUUAUAGUAAUUUUCAAAAUCAGCACUGCUGCUAUAUUGAAUCGCGUGAUGCAGGUGAGACGGCCAGAGGCAUUCCACUUGUUAAGGCAUUUACAGCUAUUUUUAGAUCAAUGUCAAGGUCAAAAUAUACAUAUUUUACUUUAUGUAUUAUUUGUAGCUUAAAAUUGAACAAGAAAGGAACAUGAUUUGCAAUUAUCAGCUAAAAGUCACAAUUAGUAUUGAAAUGAGACAAAAGUGAAAGUUGGUGUAAACAACCUAUAAUGGGAUAUUGGCAGAUUAUUAAUUUUUUGUAUAAAUUUCAGCUGUAUUUUCAAGGUCAUUGUCAUGUAAGAACAAUUAAUUAAUACUAUAUCUUCCAAGUACUCAUUAUGGACUACCUAUACUGCAAAUAUCCAUAUGAUCAGGCAUUCAGUCUGAGAAAAAAAUAAUUUUCAAAUGUGUUGUAAAGCUCACAUGUGUUGUGAAUAUGCUAAUGUUUGGGCAUUUAUAGCUAUUUUUAGAUCAAUGUCAAGGUCAAAAGAUAAAGAUAUGACUAUGUAUUAUUUGGAGCCUAAAAUAGAACCAGAAAGGAGCAUGAUUUGCAAUUAUCAGCUUACAGUCACCAUUAGUAUUGAAAUGACACACAAGUGAAAGUGGGUGUAAACACAUUUUAAUGCCCUAUCAUUACGGAAAAUUGACCCGAUUUAUUGUUUUUGAUGAUUUUCAGCUGUGUUUUUCAAGGUCAUUGCAAAUAAGACAAACUAUUUGUGAUGCAUAUCCUUUUAGUACUAAUUACAGACUACCAUUACAGACAAUACCAGUGAUUGCACCCUUUUCAUUUUUUUGAAAUGUGCUGAAAACUUGUAUGUGUCGUUUUACAUAGAUUUUGGGGUGUUUACGACCAUUGUCGAAUGCGUAAACCAGCUAUUAAACAUUUCGGUCACAAAAAUUUUUAAGUAUCCCAUGAAAAUAUAGGUAAGUGUCUAUCAGUAUACAGAAAUUGGGGGCGCACCUGGAUGGGACGAGGGGUGAUUCGUGACCUUGAACUUGGCAACUUUUAGAAAAAAUCAAACUUUGAGGGCGCCCUACAAGAAAUCGACGUGCAUGGUAGGGCCAAUUUUUUGUAGGUCUGUUGAGCAAGUCAUAGUCUUCAAAUAUGCAUAAUAUUGGGUUCUAAUCUAAUUGAAUUUGGAAGUUAUGAGCCUCCAAACAUGCACCCAAAAACAUUGACUUGGACGCUUAACACCAUUUUCACCAUUAACACCAUUUUCGGCGACCUUGUGCGCAAUAACGGCUGGUCAGGUCCACGUCAUAUUAUAUUGUGUGUGUUACGACUAUAAAGUUCUUCCAAUUUACAGAAAAUUAGAACACUGCAUCAUCAAACUUGGCUCCAGCAGUCAAUCAAAAUUAGCUAAUUUUUUAAAAACUUUAUUGUUUGGCCACGCAUUGGUUGCUAAGGGAGGCCAUAUCCUAGCAACCGUUUGACCUUUGGGCAAAAUAUUGCAGUUUUUUCCGUCAGACACUUGGGGGAACAUUUGGUGCGAGUUUAAAGAAAAUCGAAGGGGGUCGGGUGACAAGCAUUGGUUGAUUUGAUACGGAUUGACCCAAUAAGCCUAAUUUCAUAUAAUAAAAUACAAAAGAACAAGUGGGGAUAUGACAUCCUCAGCCCACCUAAUGAAUAUUCAUAAAGACCUGCCUAGAACUGUUUCACCGGAUUAAUGCAAAUCUUUUAUAAAAUUCAAUAACUUUGUUAUUUUUUAUCCAAUUUUUUAUCAUAUUUUCAGCAUUUUGCUCUGAAUUUUACUCUAUUUAUUGAAUUAUAAAUACAUGUAUCUUCAGCCUGGAGCAUCCCUUUAACAAAGUCAUGGAGGAUUUGAAUGGGAAUGAGGACAAAAAGUAUGUUUCUGCUUUACUCAACUGUCUCUGGAAAUGAUUCUGCACCAGCUUGUUUAUAUGUACUGUAUGCCUAGUUUGAAGAGUAUUUUGUUAAACUUUUAUCCACAAUAUAGGUUUGAUUCGGAUCUCUUUUUUUCUAUGCUCUGAUAAAGUGCACUUAGGAUUCUGUCUGUGAUAUUAAUUCAUUCCGUCAUCAACACAUGGCAACAAUCACUAUGGAUGCCGAAGAAUGUACUGCCUGAUAAAUGAACCAACAAAGCCUUGACCCAAUGAUUGGUUGAUAAAAAAUAAUGAAAUGGUAAAAACACAUUUGAUCUCAAAGACUAUACCGCCACCAUUGUUGAUGCAGAGUCAGUGCUGUCGAUCAUAUUUUAGGUAGCCCUCAUCAGGCGGCGAUCAUUUCCAGGGUGAUGGAAACAACUUUAUUUGUAAAUACAAAGGAGAGGUGAUAAAGCACGAAUGGCCUGGAAGGUGCAAAACACCUGCUCCUGAAGGUACAAUGCAUCAUGAAUGGGAAGUUCCUCCUGUUACUAUGGUAACACACAGAUACAUAGAGAAUGAUGCAGAUAUCGCUUCUGAGCCUCUGAGGGAGGCGAAUCGGAUGAUAUUUUUGCUCUGAUUUUGUUAGCUGCAGCAGGCACUGGACAUUGGUUAAAAAAGCAUUCGUCAUGUAUCACCUAUUGCUGCUGGUCAUGGAAAGAUUCCUUGACAGUUUUCAGUUCGUGUGUCUUGCAAGCUGAAAUCUUUAGGAUGUCGGAAGUGGCCAUCUAUGUAGUCAUUGCCAUCAUUAUUGUUAUCAAUGCCAUUGGGAACAUGUUAAUCAUCUUCACUUACCAGAGAGAAUCCAUCUUAAGAGUGCCUGCAAACACUUAUAUCGUGAGUCUUGCAUGUGCGGACCUCUUUUACGUGGUCUUGGCUCCAUUGUGUCUUAUAGUCUCAACAACCAUGGACAUCAGCCAGAACACUACAUGCCUUUGGAGUCUUACCCUUCUCAUGAUAAACUUUCCUGUCUCUAUUUUCCACCUUCUUCUGAUAGCUGUCGAUCGUUACACAGCUGUGACCAAACCCCUGAGGUACUUUGUGAUCAUGUCGGAAUUAAGAGUGAAUGUCUAUCUCUUCCUAGCUUGGUUCUUUGGGUUGCUGAUUGGUCUCCUGCCGCAGUUUGGAUGGCACAAUACAAUGGACACCCCUUUACCAGUCUGCAGCUAUCUUUUCAUCCUGCCUCAAGAGUAUUUCAUCUUCCUCUUCACAUGCUGCUUCAUUGUUCCUCUCCUCAUCAUGGUCUUCCUCUACUUUGUCAUGUUUAGAGAGGCGAGACGGCAGACCCGUCGUGUGGCGCAGCUAGAGAUAGCCGUUCUCUUCAAGAACGGUGUGCGACGGAAACCUCGCCUGAUGAAAGACAUCAAGGCCACCAUCACAGUUGGCCUUAUCCUAGGCAGCUUCAUCCUGUGUUUUUUACCUACCUGUUUAGCCUACUUUACCUACAUAGCAAACACAAACUUGGGAAACUCUGGUGUAUUCCUCAGUCUGUCUAGUGCUUGUAAUAUAACAUUGGCCCUCAGUACAGCCGUAAAUCCGUUCAUCUAUGCAUACAAGAGUCAGAGGUUCCGUCAGAGGGCCUCUGUCAUUAUCCUUCGCACGCAUAAUCUCCUAAAGAUUCUAUUUGGAUGUCACGUAUAAUGGAAGAAUAUCUAUACCAUGGAAGUGUAUCAUUUGCUAGAAUAGUCUUCCAAUGUAGCUGAUGAUUCUCAGAACUUCCACUCUUGGAGUAUUUUUGCAUAUGAGGAACUAUACUAAAGCCAAAGCCAAAUCAUGUAUGAAUUAAACAGGUAUGUUCAAGUGUGUGAUUCUUACAGGAUAGAUCUGCCUUGUGUUGCAAUUAUAAGUUAUUUGUGUAAGGUUAUUUGAAUCUGUACUAACAAUGCUGUCCAUGUGAAGGUCAUUGGCGUACCUUUUCACCAGUGAUUGUUUUCAGCAUUUAUGGUCUGAUUAGAGGGCCAACAGUUUGCUAUGUACAGUAAAACUUGUUUCAAUUGCUUUUUUUUGUAAGUGAGGACAUAUGUUUGACAUUGCAGGGUGCUACAUAACUUUUUUGAAGCACUUGCCCAGUCGGGCAAGUAAAUUUUUAUAGUUAGAAAAUACUUGCCCGAAUAUAGAUUUCACUUGCCCGAAAAAAUCCUUCAAAACAAAGUUUUAUUGCUUUAAAACAAGUUAUAGGCUUACUGUUUUACAUACCAUACCAUUGAUGGCUUUAAUAUAUUUUUCAACAUGACUACUGAUGUACAUGUACCUUGUAUUUCUUUUUUUAAUGAUUUUUAUCUUGUACAUCAUGACAAAAUAUAUGGUCCAUAUGCUCUUUAAUCUAUUUCCUAAUCUCAUAUAUUUUGGAAGGGACUAGGACGCGCAAUAAAAAAGGGGAAUUCACUGAAAAUAACCAGAGAAAAAAAAAAAUUAAGAGAGGGGGAGAGAAUGAAAAAAAAAAAAAGACAGAAAGGAGGAAGAAAUAAAGGAAGGAAGAAAGAAAAAAAAAAGAAGAAAGAAAGAAAGAGAGAGAGAAUGGCUGCGGGGAAGAGAAAGAAAGAAAGAAAGAAGGGAAAGAAGGAAGGAAAGAAAAAAGAAAGAAAGAAAAAAAACUGAGGGGAAGAGAAAGAAAGGAAAGAAAGGAACGAAUAAAGAAAGAAAAAGGGUAAAAGGAAAGAAAGGAAAAGGUAAAGGAUGGAUGGAAGGAAGAGAAAGGGAAAGAAAGAAAACAAGAGAAAGGAAAGAAAAAAGAAAGGAAGAAAGAAAAGGUAAAAGGAUAGAUUGAAGGAAGGAAAAAAAGAAAGAAAAGAAAGAUAGAUAGAAUGAAAGACAGAAAGAAAUGAAGGAAGGAAUGAAGGAAAGAGAUGAAGGAAGGCAGAAAGAAAAAAAAAUAAGGAAGAAAGAAAAGGAUGGAUGGAAAAUAAAAGAAAGAUCAAAAGAACGAAAGACAGAAAUAAAGAAAAUCAGGAAGAAAGAAAAUGAAAGGAAAAAAUAGAGAAAAAAACUGAGGGGAAGAGAAAGAAAGGAAAGAAAGAAAGGAACAAAUAAAAAAAGAAAAAAGGUAAAAGGAAAGAAAGGAAGAAAAGGUAAAGGAUGGAUGGAAGGAAGGAAAAGGGAAAGAAAAAAACGAGAGAAAGGAACUUGAGAAUGAAAAGCAGAGCUUCCAAGUCUCCCGGAUCCUGCGGGAGAAUACUGGAUUGCGAUCCAAUCUCCCGUUUUCCCGACCCCAUGCCAAAAUCUCCCGGAUAAUCAGGAUUUUUAGCUGUUAAAUUAUAAAAUUCAUACAAACGACUGUUUAACAAGUCUAGCAUGUUCAACUUCCUAGCUUAUACGGCAGCUUAUAUGAUACGCGCCGUAUAAGCUAAAACAACAACAACAACUAACACCCACGUGGAACCUCCUUAUCACAUUUUCAUUUUACCCAGUAAAUUCUACCAGUUUUUGUAUAAUCGUACAUUGAUUUCCCAUGUAAAUUAAGAUAAUUUUACUGAACGACUGGUGAAGUAGUCUAACAAGCCAUUUUAUUUCCAGGUUCUGCAAUGUGUGUGAUGAAAACUCUUCAGCGGUACUCCAUGCACAUGGCCCCCGAUGCGCCCUGGAGUGGCUCCAGCCGGCCGCGCUGCGCCAGGAAGCUCCGAGAAGGAAAGUUCACGAGCACUGCGAGGCAUUUUUCGUAAGCUUGCUUGCGCCUUAUUCGAGCUGAAACUGUGGAUCAACGAUGGGAUUAACAAGUGGAUUACUUUUACACCUCGACUUUCAGUUUCAGGAAUAAUUUAAUUGACAAUCCUGAAGAAUUAGAAGCAAAGUGGAGAUUUUUUCGCCUACUUUCACUUGGGUUGAUCGGAUUCGAACAUUUUCUCUUUCGUGAGUGAGCUAGCCUGGCGCUGGCUGGCUGAGCUGUGCGAAGCACGCCCCGUUAGUCCGGGGGCAGGGGGAGUUUAUUCAGCUGAUCGGGUACAUAAGGUUUGAUGGUCCCAACAUGUUGGCAUGAUAUCAGUGGUCAAGAAAAUGUGUUGCUGCCGGGUCAUAUCCUGUACGGAAGGCCCAGAGGACCCCAUUUUUGUCGGCCAUCUUUGAUUUUUCAUGAAAAUCAAUUAUUUUCAUAUUUUUGCACAAACAAUGGAAAAAUAUUAAAUGAAUACGCAUUUCACAAUGAUUUAGACAGUAGAAAUCGAUUGCAAUCAUUUUUUGGACAGUCCGGUUAAAGGGGAAGUUCACCCUGAAGAAAACUUUGUUGUAAAAAUAGCAGAAAAAAUAGUAAAAAAUAUUGGUGAAGGUUUGACGAAAAUCCGUUAAAGAGUAAGAAAGUUAUUAGAGUUCAAAGUUUUGGAUUUGUGACGUCAUAAACGAGCAGCUGCCCCAUGUGUUAUGUAAUAUAAAAUGCAUGAAUUUUGAAUUUUGUAUGGUUCCUGAUGACUUAAUUUUUUUUCUAUUCAUGAUCGGGUGUGAAAUGAUUUGUCUAUUGAUAUACAAAAGGUACAGUGAAAACCAUUUUCAAUUUUCUGAGAAAAUGACAUUUCAUUGAUUUUUUACCAUUCGCUAUGUAGGAAUGCUGCUCGCACAUGACGUCACAAAUCAAAUAAUUGAAAUUCUAAUAACUUUUUAAUUAUUUGAUGAAUUUUUCUCAAACCUUCGGCAAUAUUUUUGAUUAUUUUUUCUGCUAUUUUUACAAUAAACUUUUUG
Lytechinus pictus (painted urchin) is the source of this 7447-nucleotide messenger RNA. RefSeq names its product adenosine receptor A2a-like. The record is from RefSeq and is a predicted model, not a curated record. The coding region runs from base 3494 to 4423 and encodes 309 amino acids. Gene Ontology annotation, molecular function: serotonin binding; neurotransmitter receptor activity; G protein-coupled serotonin receptor activity. NCBI's taxonomy places the organism in Eukaryota, Metazoa, Echinodermata, Echinoidea, Temnopleuroida, Toxopneustidae. Gene Ontology annotation, cellular component: dendrite; plasma membrane. The transcript has a single exon. Gene Ontology annotation, biological process: chemical synaptic transmission; G protein-coupled receptor signaling pathway, coupled to cyclic nucleotide second messenger; adenylate cyclase-inhibiting serotonin receptor signaling pathway.